Messenger RNA from Drosophila takahashii, 2564 nucleotides. Its product is annotated as AF4/FMR2 family member lilli. Lineage: Eukaryota; Metazoa; Arthropoda; Insecta; Diptera; Drosophilidae. The record is from RefSeq and is a predicted model, not a curated record.
CAGUUGGCUUUCGUCGUGUUUGGUUCGCCCCUGGAGGAAGCGCUCUGAGCCUUGAAUAAAACCAAAACCAAAACAAACCCAAUCGCAAAAUCCUCAGAAACACACUCGAAUUGAAUAAAGAGUUUUGACUAGUGGUGCUUACCCCUUCCAAAAAAUAAAAUCGCUUUUGAAAGUGUGCCAAAUCGCGUUCGCAACUGGGUUAUUGAAACUCAAAACUGUGCGUACACAAACAAAUCCCCAUCUCAAGUGAACUGUGUGUGAGCUGCCUAGCAACAAAAAACCCGCCAAAAAUUCAGACAAGUGUCAAAACGUUGCAGCGAACCCAAACCGCAAACCGCAAUCCGCACAAGUGUUACAAGUGUGUUCAGUGCUAAGGAUACCAGCGAGUCGAGUUGCAUCUUAAGCUGCAACUUUGAUAUCGUAGCAUUUUGGCAGCGCCUGCUUCAGUUCAAUUGUCUGGUCUUCGGGCGAACACCUCACUCCACGCAGGCCGUCAAAAAAACUGCCAAAAUUCCGAAGAAUCCGAGGAAAACACCAAAAACAUCGACACGUACCGCAUCGGCAACCGGUGGCGGUGGGGGAGGUGCUGGCGGAGGCGCCACCACCAGCACGAAAAUGGCAUCUAAAAGAAAAGCCUCGGUGUUGCUGCACAAGGAAACCAUUCCGGCAACACCGGUCGUGAGCACCGACACCACCGCCAGCGUGGUGGGUGUGGGCGUGGGAGGCGUCGCCGGCGGAGGGUCAGGAGGAGCUAGUGCGGGCGGAGGAGCGGGCGGCACCGGCGGACUCCUGGGCGAGGUGGUCAGCGGACUGGGCGGUGGCCUGGUCAGCGAAUCCGAAGCCUACGCCGGCCUGAUGAAGGACGCCGACAAGCUGAAGCUGAUGCUGCUGGCCUGGAACUACCAGAACUCGACGGCGGUGCGCAACGGGACCGAGGGUCCCGAUCUCAGUGUGGUGGGCGGUCUGUGGGCCCAGUACCAGAACGCUCUGGCCCAGAAUGCGGCUGCAGCGGCGGCGGCAAGCGGCAAGAUGGACAGCUCGCUGUCGCCGGUGCCGCGGCAGGAUGCCCACUCGCCCAUGGAGACGCAGGACGAGACCAAUUCGUCUGGGCAGAAAGAGGAGGACGAGGUCUCCGAGGACGACUCCGACGACAAGCUGGACGAGAAGCUGGCCACCACACACGAUCCUGAGCGGCUCAAAGCCUUCAAUAUGUUCGUGCGACUGUUUGUCGAUGAGAAUCUCGAUCGCAUCAUCCCCAUCUCGAAGCAGCCGAAGGAAAAGAUCCAGGCCAUCAUCGACUCGUGCGCCCGGCAGUUCCCGGAGUUCAGCGACCGAUCCCGCAAACGAAUACGCACCUAUUUGAAGUCCUGCCGGCGCAACAAGAAGACCCGCGAUGGUUGGGAGAAUACGACCCGACCCACUCCCGCUCAUCUGACGUCCGUGCAGGCGGAGCAAAUCCUGGCCAUCGCCUGCGAGAACGAAUCGAUGAACGCCAAGCGGAUGCGCAUCGGCCUGGAGCCCAUCACGCACGCAGUUCCCGCUCCUGGAAGCGCGGUGGCAGCAGCAGCUGCUGCAGCGGCGGCCGCAGCGGUGGUGGCUGCCACCAGUUCGGGAGCCGGGGGCACCAGCACCACGACCGCCGGAAAUGCCACCGCCACCUGCGGCAUGGGCGGAGUGGCGGAUGCCAGCGGACUGACCAGCGUGGCGGCAGCCGCCCUUCCGUUCGUCAGCGCCGUCGGCUUCGCCCGCUCCACGCCCAACUCGGAGCACGCCGAUGUCCUGCCCUUCGGUGGGGCAGUGGGCACUGUGGGCGGCAGUGGUGGGGGUGGUGCCGCCGGCGGAGGCGGUGGUGGGAUGAGCUCGGCGCGCAGCUCUCCCCUGGCCCUCAGCUCGAAUGCCAGCGUGAGCGGGGGAGCCAGCGUCACCGGCUUGGCCCUGGCCAAUGGAGCAGGCGCCUCCAACGGGGCCGGACUGCCGGCCAGCAGUCCCUACACCACGGACUUUAGCUCUCCCUCGACGGCCUCGCCUUUUGUCGCUGCGGCUGCGGCCGUAGCCGCCGGCCGGGCUCCCAGCUAUCCCGGCUACUUUCCCGGAGUUGCUGGCCUGGGAAAUGUUACGCCCACCGAUCUCUCGAUGAAGCCGACCAGCGGCCUGGGCGGCAACAUGGUGAACAACAACAACAGCAACAGCUCAGUCGGCGGCAACAUCAACUCUCAGCUGAGUGCCGCCAAUUUGGCCAGCUUGAGUAAUGCGAACAACAACAAUGCACUGGUCACAGCCACGCAGCAGUUGCAGCAGCUGCAGCAACAACAGCAGCAACAGCAGCAGCAGCAACAGCAGCAGCAGCAACAACAGCAGCAGCAACAACUCCUGGUGGCCGGCGGUGGGGGGAUGGACGGUCAGUCCGUCCGACAGCCGCCCAUCCUGCCGCACAAGCUGAGCGCCAACGAGGUGACCGCCGCCCGGCAGGUGAUAUCCGCUUACCGCGAAAGCGCCGCCUUCCUGCUCCGAACCGCCGACCAGGUGGAGCAACUGCUCGUCCAGCAGCAGUAGGCGUGGCCCGA